Molecule: messenger RNA, 4996 nt
Organism: Amyelois transitella
Lineage: Eukaryota; Metazoa; Arthropoda; Insecta; Lepidoptera; Pyralidae
Product: transmembrane protein 87A
Exons: 11
Coding region: 192-2141 (649 amino acids)
Biological process (GO): retrograde transport, endosome to Golgi
Cellular component (GO): membrane; Golgi apparatus
Source: RefSeq, a predicted model, not a curated record
GAUUAAUCGGUCUCAGAUCGCCAUCCCUAGUCACUACACUAAUCCAUGCAAAUUUAUUUUUGUAGAUUUUACGGCGUUCAAUUAGAUAAACAUUUUAUCAAUCGUAAUGUUCAAAUCAAGUAACAAAUAAUGUUUGUCUCGUAAAGUGUAUUAAGUUAUUUUAUUACAGUAGUAAGUAAAAUAACCUCAGUAUGAUGGUUCGAAGUGUAUUCCUCAUUAUUUGUUUGGUCAAAGUGAGCCUCGGCUUUUCCGACGUUGGUAAAUGGGAUUUACCACUUAGCGGAGAUUUAUGCACAUUUGCAUUGGCUAAGUCUCUGUUCAAAGAUUCAAAUCUGUACAUAGUGUUACAUUGCGGAGUAGAAGACGCGACAGUGUCCGUCAGCUACGAGUGGGUCCCGUCCGAGUGCUCCCCGGACUACUUCCACUAUUACGAUCAGCAACUAAUAAGAUGCUCGGCUUCCAACGAGCGAGUGAGGCGGGACGCGAACUCCACGGAGCAGCGCGGGCCGCACAAGUACCACUGCCACAGCCGCAUCUCCUACAACAUCCAGGCGGACGACGCAGCGCCCGGGGACAACAAACAAGAUGUUUCUGAUGCCGCCAAAUUCAGUCAGCGCCCUCUCCUGACGGUGGACAGAGAAGGCGUGUACGAGCUGAAGGUGACAGUCUCCAGCGAGACCAAGUUCAACGUGUCCAUGGAAGUGCGGCUGAAGUCGCCGUCGGGGUACCUCUCCGCAGCCAUGUGGCCGCUGUGGGUGUUCUUCGGCGUGAUGUGCGGCGCGUACACGGCGCUGAGCGGCGCGUGGCUGCUGGCGUGCGCGCUGCGCUGGCGCGAGCUGCUGCGGCUGCAGUACUGGAUCGGCGGCGUGGCGCUGCUGGGGCUGCUGGAGAGCGCCACCUUCUGCGGCGUCUACUCCGCCGUCAACAGCAGCGGCUACUUCAACGUGCACGCGUACAUGCUGGCGGAGUGGCUGUCGCUGGCCAAGCGCGCGCUCGCGCGCAUGCUCGUCAUCAUCGUGUCGCUCGGCUUCGGCAUCGUCAAGCCCCGCCUGGGCCCGGCGCUGCAGCGCGUGCUGGGCGUGGGCGCGCUGUGGUUCGCGCUGGCGGCCGUCAACGCCUGGCUGCGGCUGGCGCGCCGCGCGGGCGGCUCCAACCGCCUGCUGCUGCUCUCCGAGGCGCCGCUGUCGCUGCUGGACAGCGCCAUCUGCUGGUGGGGCUUCGUGUCUCUGGCGCACACCAUGCGGACGCUGCAGCUGCGCAGGUCACUCACUAUAGCUCCCUCCAACCGCCUGCUGCUGCUCUCCGAGGCGCCGCUGUCGCUGCUGGACAGCGCCAUCUGCUGGUGGGGCUUCGUGUCUCUGGCGCACACCAUGCGGACGCUGCAGCUGCGCAGGUCACUCACUAUAGCUCCCUCCAACCGCCUGCUGCUGCUCUCCGAGGCGCCGCUGUCGCUGCUGGACAGCGCCAUCUGCUGGUGGGGCUUCGUGUCUCUGGCGCACACCAUGCGGACGCUGCAGCUGCGCAGGUCACUCACUAUAGCUCCCUCCAACCGCCUGCUGCUGCUCUCCGAGGCGCCGCUGUCGCUGCUGGACAGCGCCAUCUGCUGGUGGGGCUUCGUGUCUCUGGCGCACACCAUGCGGACGCUGCAGCUGCGCAGAAACGCGAUAAAGCUGACGCUGUACCGCCACUUCACGAACACGCUGAUCUUCGCCGUCAUCUCGUCGGUGGUGUUCAUGCUCUACUCCAUCAAGUCCUACAGGGUGCUCGACUGCAUCCGCGAGUGGAAGCAGGUGUGGGUGGACGAGGCGUACUGGCACGUGCUGUUCGCGGGCGUGCUGGCGGCCAUCAUGCUGCUGUGGCGGCCCACCAACAACAACCAGCGCUACGCCUUCACGCCGCUGCUCGACAACGCCGAGGACGACGACGAUGAAGAAGAACAAUUCGUGAACGACGCCUACGGUGUAAAAAUGCGCGGCGCUUCUCAGCCGGAGAGCAAGGAGGAGGCCCGCGAGGCGGCCGCGAGCUCGCUGGAGGCCGACCUGCGCUGGGUGGAGGAGCACCUGCCCGCCAGCGCGCUGCCCCUGCUCGACUCCGACGAGGAGGUCAUCAACACCAAGUUCGAGGUCUCCAAGAUGCAGUAAGGUCUCCGUUACAGAGUAAAAGGUCUAGUAGGUGCAGAAAACGGUCGCCAAAAUAUAUGAGGAGGUCUCGUAAGAUGCAGUUGCAGGGCUCCAAAAUUAUUAAGAACUGUGCUAGAUGCAGAGUAACAGCGGUCUCUAAAAUAGAGCAAAAGUUCUCUAAAAUAGAUUUAGAAGUCGAAGUUACAAAUGGGUCUCUAAAAUAGCGUAAAGAAGAUCUACAAGAUGCAGAACUUGAGCUCUUGUAUAAUAAUGUUUGCGCUAUCAAUGUGACCAGUUUGUCUCCUAGCAACGCGACCACUUGCAUACGUUUUGGACUUUUGGUCUCCCGAGAUGCCGUAAUUGUAUAUAUAUAUAGUGUGUUUCUAAGUUAUGUUACCACUUGUAUGAUAUGUCUUGUACAGUAUAGCUUGCUGACUGCGAACGUGAUAAGAAAUGUUGGUAUCAGCUCGAAAAAAAUUUUUGAUUUUGUACGAAUAUUGUUUGUUUAAGUGAGAAAUGCAAAAGUUAUUCAACUAAAAGUUCACUAACUCGUUUCAAAGGUCUUCGAAAAAAUAUUGCGUUACGAAAUGUUUUCCACCUGUAAGCAAAAGGAAGUAAACUUUUUGCUUGCGUUAGAAUCGAAUCUGGUUUUGGAGUCGCCUCGCACUAUUAAUUAGUUUGGUUAGGUUCAAGUUACCAAAAUGCUGUGCAAUACCCGGCCUGUAAAUGGACCAAAAAUAAUGAUCCAGAUGUUUUAGUCGUAGACUUAGGAAUUUUCCAUCCCAAUUGUAUGAGGCAUUGCUUACGAGGGCUCUCGAGGAAUGCCUCAUGCGAUUGGAAAAGAAUAUUCCCAAAUUAAAAUUCAAUAACAUAAAUAUGACCCAUAUUUUAUAUCGUUAUAAAAAUAUCAUCUCCAAAAUUAGUAGUAGGUCCCCACAGGCCCUCCAUACAUGCCGAGGACUAUUAUAUACAAUCACAAUGGGUUUGCAUUCUGGUGAUCACGAGUUGGCUAGUGGUCGAAUGUAGGAAACGAAUAAAGAUAGUGUAGACUUUUGUACUGUAAUUUGAAAAACCUUGUGAAAUCAUGACUUUAUUUAUUUUACUUCCACAGAAGUAAUGUUAUUAUUUAUUAACGGUACUCUAUUUAUCUGUUGCAAUGAAGAGAAGACAGUCGUCAAAUCUACUGAAAUAUUUUUACACGAAGUUAAUAUAAUUUUUAUUUAAGUGAAAAUAAACUUUUAUUGUAACUAUUAUGGUUUAAGUUAUAAAAAAUUAGGGUAAGGUGCGUAAAAAAAAGUUACACGCGGAUGAAGUCGCCGGUUACGGCAACUGUGGUGAAGUGUUUGUAAGUGUGGGCUAAUGUUAUAUUACGUGCAUGUGUAUCUUGCAAUUCUUGAAACUUGGUCUUUUUACCAACGUUGUUUGUGGAGCAUAGAAAUAUCUUGUUUUUUUUUUUCUUUGGGUAACCUCAAAGAUAUAAGGAGAGGGAAGUAAAAUCGUAACGUUGUAGUAUAACUCCUCUGAGGGGCUAUUCAAGAACUUUUAAAAGGCAUAGUCUACGCCAGAGUAGAUGUCUAUGACGCGCGGGAUUCACAUAUUAAUACCUAAGAGUUCAUGAGCAUUCAUUAUUAUUGAAAAAUUAAACUAGCACCGAAUAAUUGCCGUAUCAUUUCUCACAGGCACCUUGUAUCUUCUCUCUACAUUUUGGGUUCGGUUCGGCGGAGCCCUACCCUAAUGACAGAUUCUGCCAUAAUAAAGUUGUGAGUAGCUCAGAUUGGAUGGAUGUUAGCUUGUUUCUCGCUCAAACCUUGUAUUUAAUGACUGUGAAGCUUCUUAUUGGUGAUAUUUUGUAAUUGAGGACUAUAGUCGUAUUGUGAACAUUAUUUUGGUGAUAAACUAUUAUGUAAUUCACAGAUUUAGCCUUUAUUGUAUUAUUUUAACUUUUAGGUAUGUAAUGUCACGUCUGUAAUACGAUUAUUUUGUAAAACCGUUUUAUUUUGAAGGUUAAUUAGUGGUAUGCAAAAAUCAGUAAGUACUUAAAAUUUAUAUCUGUGAAACCAAAAACUUUGUUAACCUACUUUUAAGAAGAAGGUUCUAAUUUCUUUGACAUUUUUUUAAAAUUUUAUAUCCGAUGGAGAGUUAAGGUCUAUGUACACUGGGCGGGAUGUAGAGGAUUUAAAUUUUUCAAUUAAUCCGACUACAAUGUCUAUGAGUAGAAAAUAAAAAUUAAUAUUCUUAUAAGCCGGUCUUGAUAGCUAUAGACAAAAGGUAAAUAUGACUUACGAAUUAAAUCGAUUCAUACACUGUAAUUAUUUUGAAAACUAGAAAAAGAUGAAAUUUUAGGAGGCGAAUGGGUGUUGCCAUUUGCUGUAAGAAUCGAGUCACUUAGACUUUCUCUUUAUUUAAAAAUAACAAUCUGCUGUUCAGCCUUGGUGUGCAUAGGUUUUUGCUAACAUGUUUGUGAGUGACACUGCCACGUACAAAAUGUAUUGUAUAGAGCCGCGCUGAUUGCUAAACACGCUUCACGUAUCGUAAUACGGUAUGCAAACCACUAAAUACUAUGUAAACACUAUACCUACUUACUAAUUCGUAAAUUAGCCCACUAGGUCCGGUAUAGGUAACGCCUUUGAUUAUACCGUUACCAAAUGUAUCUUAUAGGUCUUUCAGGCGUAUCCAGCAAUGAGCGUGUUAAGUAUUACCAAAUAUAUGUAUUGUAAUGUAAAUCUGUUUUAAUGUUUUAUCUACAGAUGAGGAUAAGUGCAGUUAGGAGCACAUUUAGUCAUUUAGCCUUUUUGAAACAGCAUGUGCUCUCAACUGCACAUUUGGAAGGAUGUUGUUAAAACAAAUACAGAAAUAAAAUGAGCUAUCCACUUAAA